Molecule: messenger RNA, 1629 nt
Organism: Metarhizium album ARSEF 1941
Lineage: Eukaryota; Fungi; Ascomycota; Sordariomycetes; Hypocreales; Clavicipitaceae
Product: Heat-labile enterotoxin, A chain
Exons: 1
Coding region: 1-1629 (542 amino acids)
Molecular function (GO): toxin activity
Source: RefSeq, a predicted model, not a curated record
AUGAGAUAUUUCGCCACCUUUGCGGCAUUGCUCGGUGCCUCCAGCGCAGGGCUAAGAUCAGGACUUGGCGGUACUUCCGGCGGAGGGCAGCUUAAACCACGACAAAAUGGUGCGGCCGUUGUGGAAAAACCAGCGUCGCCCCAACCGGCUUCGAUACAAUAUGUAUUUCGUGGGGCCAGACGAGAUCUUGCGACGAUCAAGGCAGCUGGGGGAUUCCUGCCGCGGGUGGUCAACCCAGAGACUCCGGAAGCGUAUGGCUUAUGGGAUCACAUAAACUCCUUUAUUGACAUGAACUCCGAUUCUGCGGUACCCCACAGCCAGUAUAUCUCGACCUCGAGUUCGUUUGCCGUGGCCGCCAAGUUUGCGGUUCGACCGGGCGGCAGUUCGACCAAAGGCCCGGGCUGGGUCUACCGCAUCCAUGCGACACCAAACAUGGUCGAUACGGCGGAAUCUUUAUCUGACGCAUAUGAGACUGAGGAAGAAUUAGAAAUUUCAGCCCUCGGGGCUAUCCUUGAAACCCAGAUAGAGGGCUGCGUCCCGAUACCAGCGGACUACGACUGGGAAGCGGCACAAAAAGACCCGCAGGGAGCCUUUGAGGCACUGUCUCAUCUAUAUGUCAAGAAUCCCGACUACGACCCCAAGUUUGACAAGUACACCAUCAGUGGCGGGCAGCCGCAGUUGGCUGGACUCCCGCCAAAGGCUCCUCUGUGGAAUGAGCCGCCAUGGUCUGAAUUCAAGCCAUCUCUCGGAAAGUCUACAAAAGAAUAUGCCAUUGAAUUUAUGAACAAGGUCGGCUCGGCUGUCGGGUGGCGCGGACACUUUCCUUUAUUGGAAGCUGCGGGGGAAGCCGGGGAGACGGGGGAGAAGAAGAAGGAACAAGAAGAAGAAAAGAGAAGAAAGGAGGAGGAGGAGAAAAGAAAAGAGGAGGAGGAGAGAAGGAAAGAGGAGGAGAGAAGGAAAAAGCAAGAGGAGAGAAGAAAACAGGAAGAAAAAGAAAUGAGAGAGAAAGAGGAGAACGACAGGAGAAAACAAGAAGAAGAAGAGAGGCAAAAACACGAGAAGGUCAAGAAGAAGGUAGAGGAGGUCAGGGAUCAAGCCCUCGAUCAUGUGAGCAAAAUGUCCAACUCUAAUAUCCCGGCCGGGCUGAAGAAUGCGUUGGCAGGCGCAGCCAUCGGAAUAGGGGCCUUGGGACUCGCAGGCAUGGCGACUACAAUGGCCAUUGAGGGCGCAGCUGCUGGUGCUGCUGGCACCGCUGGUGCCGCCGAGGCUUUGGGCAUUGGGUCUGCAUCCGUUGCCGAAACGGCACAUUUGUUGAGUGCCGAAACCAUCAGUGCGGCCUCGCAGCUGGAGAUUGCAUCCGUCAUUGCUGAAGUCGACCCCGAGUUGGGAUUGGACAUGAUGCUGGAUCUUGCACCCGAGGUCCCGACGACAGCCUUGGAGGAAGAACUGGCCGUCGCUGAGCUGCUCCCAAUGCACAAGCGGACUGCGAUCCAUACUGGAGACUCACCGAAACGCAAGGCAGCCAUGAAGCGAUGGGUGCUCAAGGCAGUUGGCCCGGCCAUGCAGCGAGCUCUGCUGGCCGCCUUUGAGCUCGGGACCAAGGAAGCUCGUCAAAAAUUGGGAGUGUAG